AUGGGCGUCGGCGGCGCGUGCGGCCGCUGGUGCUGGUGGUGGCGCGGGGGGGGCGGUCGGGCCCUGCGGCUGGCCCGGCGCCUGGGCGGCCCGCCACUGCCGCCGCCGCGCCGCGGGGUGCGAGGCCCCGGGGGUUCGGGCCCCGGCCCCGGCCCCGGGCCCCGCGCCGGCCCCGCCCCGCCGGCCCCCGUGUCCGAGCUGGACCGAGCGGACGCCUGGCUCCUCAGGAAGGCGCACGAGACGGCCUUCCUGUCCUGGUUCCGCAACGGGCUCCUGGCGUCCGGCAUCGGGGUCCUGUCCUACGUGCAGAGCGACGUGGGCCGGGAGGCGGCGUACGGCUUCUUCUUUCUGGGCGGCGUGUGCGUGGCGUACGGGGGCGCCUCCUACCUGACGGGGCUGGUGAGCCUGCGGCAGUGCAUGCGGCUGACGGCAGGGGGCGCCGUGAGCCGCUGCGCCGCCGUGGGCUCGGUGGCCCUGUUCUGGGCAUGCGCCGUCUGCCUCUACCUGGGCCAGCUGGAGCUCGAGGUGGAGCUGGUGCCCGACGACGGCGCCGACGACUACCCGGCCGGCGAGGACGACGGCGGGCCCCCCGACAAGUGACCCGCUCCGUCCCCGCCCCAGCCACCGCAGGGACGGGGACCGCUUCUCCCUAUUUAUUGCCCGGGGUCCUGGGGACGAGGCGGCGGCGGCCUCCGGGGCGCUCGGACAACUGAAUUAAAGACCCAGAGUUCCUCCGGUUGC
Molecule: messenger RNA, 741 nt
Organism: Tachyglossus aculeatus (Australian echidna)
Lineage: Eukaryota; Metazoa; Chordata; Mammalia; Monotremata; Tachyglossidae
Gene: TMEM160
Product: transmembrane protein 160
Exons: 3
Coding region: 1-600 (199 amino acids)
Source: RefSeq, a predicted model, not a curated record